This is a messenger RNA of Epinephelus moara (kelp grouper), 7636 nucleotides long. It is a transcript of the gene kitlga, whose product is annotated as kit ligand a. The record is from RefSeq and is a predicted model, not a curated record. The coding region runs from base 335 to 1135 and encodes 266 amino acids. Gene Ontology annotation, biological process: cell adhesion; positive regulation of cell population proliferation. The transcript is spliced from 10 exons. Gene Ontology annotation, molecular function: stem cell factor receptor binding; cytokine activity. Gene Ontology annotation, cellular component: plasma membrane. Lineage: Eukaryota; Metazoa; Chordata; Actinopteri; Perciformes; Serranidae.
UAUAAAGGCUUAGCGCCCUCCCUCUGCGCGCUGUCCCGCUCCGCCGCUGCGAGCCCUCAGUGUCUGGAUCUACGUUGUAGAUAGAUGGGCUACAUGCCACACGCCAUUAGCCUACAGGCUGCAAAGGUUCAACGUUUGAUUUCACGUUUUUUGCCGUUGUUCUCCUUCCUGUUCUUCUUCUUCUUCUCGGGGCUUCUUUUUUUCUCCUCUGCUUGGAUACCGCUGACUUAGGCAUUGGACAUGUGCACACAGGAUGAUGACAACCCCUUUCCUCCCCGUAGAAGUAAAAUAAAAUAGGCUUUCGCACACACUGGAUUUACUCCUGUCGUUCCAUAUGAAGAAGCCAAAAAUUUGGAUACGCGUCUGUGUCCAUUUACUGCUGUUCAUCACGCUUGGGGUACAUUCAAGUAAAUUUGACGUCAACCCAGUGACAGAUGACAUCGCUAGUCUCUCUAUUUUGAGACAGAAUAUUCCUAAAGAUUACAAAAUUCCUGUACACUACGUUCCUAAAGAAGAGGGAGGGAUGUGUUGGGUAAAAUUAAACAUCUUCUACUUGGAGGAGAGUUUACAAGAUUUAGCACAUAAGUUUGGAAACAUUUCAUCCAACAGAAAAGAUAUUAGCAUAUUCAUCCAAAUGCUCCAAGAACUGCGGCUCAACAUGGGGUCUCUGGAGCCCAUCAUGUAUGACUUUGAGUGCCACUACAGGGAAGAGAGGUGGCAGACAGCGCGAUACUUUGACUUUGUCAAAGACUUCCUUAUAGCUGCACAGAAUAAAGAAGAUUCAGAUGACUGUGACCCUCCUCCCUGUCCCACCACACCAUACUCAGUAACAACAGAAAAAUAUUUAGAAGAAUCGCAACCGUCCAGCUCGGAGUGUGCAACAGGCUGCAGUCCAAAAUAUGAACCGAGCGCCCUGACUGAGGUGGUGGAGCGAAGCCUUCUCUCCUUACUGUUCAUCCCUCUCAUAGCUCUCGUAUUCCUGCUUGUGUGGAAGGUCCGAUCACGGAGGAACGAGGAGGAUCUUCAACAGAAUCCUGGAGAAGGUGGACUCUUCACAGGAACAGAAGCGACUGCACCUCCACUAGAUGCUGAAAUAUCAGAAAAAAACAAGUUGCACGUCAUUGAAAUAGUGUAACGCCUCUACCCUUCGAUGUUCUUCAGCGUGAUUGGGCUCUACUCUUUUCUCCUCUUGGUGUCCAAAGGUGAUGAAAAACAAACACAAAGCUGUACUCCAUAGCGACAUCUCAAAGGUAAAAGGCCUGUUUUUGACUGCGCUCGUAAACGACGGCAGAUUCACGAUCGCCAUGACCAACAUUCCUCUGGAUAAACCACGCCUGCUACCGUAUGGAUAAGCUUGCCUUUCUUGAAAGACUGCAUUAACCCCAUGCUUUUGAAAAAGACUGACAUUUUAGCAGAGAACCCCCCCGUACCACACCCCCACUGGAUUCUCUUGCUCCAUCAGAACCUGCUGCAUCAUGAACUCUUCAGGGAGAGACCCCCCUCCCCCACCCCCCCUCAGCACGUUGCUACAGUCUGCCUGCGUUUUUUGGACCCACCAGUUCAUCUUCAGACAGCACAGCAGAGAGUGACACUGACACUGGUAUCUCCUGUAUGAACUGAGGCAUGAAUUACUACCUCCGGUGACCCUCACGUUAACCACAUCUUCAACAGCUCUGCAGUUUGAUCUUAGUCCAGGGUUUUUCCUAAAGAAUAUAAUGUUAAACAUUGUAGUGCCAAGGUGUAGUCACAGUGUCUGGUUUAGGCGUGUACCCGCGGGGGUGUGUGAUGUAUUUAUUUAUUGGUAGCAGCACUGAGCUGCUGCUGUUGAUGAAAUGUUUCAAGCAAUCAUUUAAGAGCACCUCUACUAAUGGGUCACAUUUAAAGAACAGUCUACAGUAUAUACUAACACAUCGUAAACCCCAAAAACACACUCUCCUGAACAAGUUACAAUUCCUUAUAUGAUGUUGUUGUUGUCGGUGUUUAUGACUCGGGUGAUUUAGGUUGUGUGAAUGGAUUACAUGGAGAACAGAACAUAUAUAUAUAUAUAUAUAUAUAGAUAUAUACAGAAUAUGCUGCUUUGACUAACUUUCAUUUAGACCACUGAAAUCUGCAAUGACAUUCUGCUAACGAGCUUCAGGGAUGACUCCUGUGGAUCCAGGAUUUUAUUUGAAAUUUGAAAAUUAGGGGUGCGUUCGGAAAGACUCUGAGUGCCAGGGCGCACUGGCACAAACUGGACUACUCAGAAAUUUGGAGCGCUGUUGGAGAGUACCGUUCACAUAUUCAAAACACUACACUCUCGGAGCAGCAGAGCGCUGAGCGGAGUGAACAUGUGAUUAAUUUAACCGUUAGUUAAUUCACAUAGAAACCGAAUGCUCUGUUACUCUGAACAACAGCACUCUCAUUUUAGUGUACUGGACUUACGAACGCACCCUUGGUGUUAGACGCGUGUGAAAUGGGCCUCCCAUCGUAAAUUUUAGCUCGACAAUGCCUUUAUUUUUUGUACUGAUCUCACCUUUUAUGCUUGUGAAGCAAAACUGUUACAGGGGAGAUUUUUGACGGCCAUUCCUCUAAAAAAGGAAGAGAAACUAUAUCGUUAAAUUUUUUAAAAAGCAAGUAACACAGUUUGUACGAAAAUAAAAUUGAUAUACAUAUGCUGUAUAAUCUAACAUUUUAAUUUGAGCAAUCAAUUUCUGCCUGUUUACUUAGCAACUAAAUAUGAAUCGAGCCCAUUAGCUUGGACUGUUCACGCUUAUGGUUUAAUCUGUUCUUACUGACUCUGCCUUUGUCCAGUAUCAGUGUUGUGUUUGCAUAAUAAAACCCAUAAAUUUGACAUAAAUUUGAUAAUGAAAUGCUGAAGGAUUACUCCACUGUUGAUGAAAUUUGCAGACAUGCACCUUAGUUAUUGUCACAGUCCACAAAGCUCGCCACAUGGGAAUGCCGUGCAGACCUAAGUAUCAAUUUUGCCUUAAAGUUGCGCCAUAUUACACCGUCAGAGGAAGUGCACCGUCAUCUCCUUCACAUACUGAACUGUCUCACAGUGUUGUAAAUUCUAAAAGUUUUUUUUUUUUUUUUCUUUUCAAAGAAGCGUGCUGACGUUUAGAGUUGUUUCUCUGGGGUGUACAUAGAUCCAUGUGAACGGCAGGAGAUCAUUGAACUGGUAGUCAAACCCAAUCAGUUGACUUGACAUUGUUAAAUUGACAUGUAUCUGGCAACAGCAAUUGCAGAAGCCCUCAGGCUCAUUCACAUAUUAAAUCCGCGGGCCCCUCCCUGCCUCUUGUUAUGCAUUCUCACAUCAGAUAAGUUUCGGAGCUGGGGUUGCUCCUUCUCUCAGUGAUAGCAAAUCUUAUCAGAGGUGUGAAGAGAGGCAAAGAAUUUAAAAACAUGUAAACAGGGGAGGCUCCCACAAAGUACGGCAGGUUCAUGAUGGAUUCUAGAAAGGGCUGGGCAAUACCGAGAAAAUCAGGUGUUCCCAUAUUUGUGACCACAAACCUUGAUGUCAAUAAUGCAGCCAUUUUGUAGGGUAGACUGUCGGUGCCGUCACAGAAUAUUUCCACAAUGAGAUUUUUGAUCAGUAAUGAGGAUAUCAUGACCAAGGUCUCAAUCAGACAGAGCGCUUUUGCAGCUUGUUGUGUUUCUUUUAUUGUUGCUCAACAACCACCGACUCACCUGUCCGCAGCCAACAUGUCCUCAUACAGUGGUUUGUUUGAUAUCCUAUGAACUAGCACCCCACAAAUGACAUUACGUCCUUAAUGUAAAGUUACAGAUGUUAGGUUUAGGUAAGUAAAGUCACUGUUGUUAGUUUAAGGAAAAACAUAGUGAGGACAUUCUUAAAAUAACUCACACUCGGUUCUGAACACCAGUGUCCUCGGAGAAAGUCCUGUAUUUUCUAACCUAACCUGUCUCCUAACUGGACUGCUCGGGACUUCCUCCUCCUUUACUCCCAUCAGCUCAUUGGUCCCAGCCUUCCAAAAUACAUGGGUUAUGCUUAUGCACAAAUUACUGGCUUAACAUUACGUGGGAUAUAUACAAACUUUGGUGCAUUACCCUCCGUAGGAAAACAGUGAAUGCCGGCAUUAGCUUAUCCACCGUUUAGCUGUGAAUUAAACUAAAUAAUUGAGAGGCAGAGGGGACUGGACAGAGAGAAAUUGAAAUCUGUUUGGAUACAUGAGACCCUGAGAAAAAGAAGAAAUUACAGGGAGUACCACCAGGUGGUCCAGGAGCUUCGUCAUGAUGAUGAUGGUUGGUUCACGGCUUUGACAGUCUGCUGUCAGUCGUCGGGCAUAAAUAUGGUUGGUCAAAUGUUAGAGGCUACAGUUUUUUCUGUCCUAUGUCUUGAGGCUUGCCUAAUAAAGAAUCAAUGAAAAUUAAUUAAAGUUAUCUUAACACCGUACGCAACCGCAGAAGGCAGGAAUGCAGCUCAGGCUUGCUUCCAGUUUUUCCAGUGGCCACUCGCGGUAUUGCAGUGACGGCCAGAAAAGCAUUUUCCCACAGACAAGGUCAAUUAUGACUCUCAUGGAGUGAAUUUUUGAUCCAUGGUGGUUUAAUAUUUGUAAAACUUUUCUCAGGUCGAGAAAAGGGUUUUAAAAAUUUGUAAGAGCCGAGCAGGAACUUUAGUAACACUAUUGUGCAUAUUCAGUGGGCUGCAUACCGCAGAAAUAAAAACUAGAAACUUUUUUGGUGAAUGCACCAGGCGAGCAGGCGAUUUGGUGUCCAGUAACUAGUUGUUGAUAUACAUCUAUGGUUUCCCACUCCCAGUUUAAUUUUUUUGUUUUGUUUUUGAGCUCAAGGUAUUCAGAUUGUUUACGCAUAACACAGGGCGCAUAAAGUCGAAAAACACUCGGCAACAAAAAAGCAGCGACAAAAAGCUUCAUUCUCAUAAAAACAGUCACAAAAAGCUGUCUCAAGCUGCAAAAACACGCCCUGUCUGAUAACGGCAAAUACUGUAACAGAACGGUCUGUAAACUUUAGAAACUUACAUCAUGUUACUGUCAUGCAGCCUUUCAAACCAGGAAAAGAUAUCCAAAAUCUAAGACGAUAUCUGGUCUCAUGUGACAUCACUACGAUAUACUGCCCAGCCCUAAUUUAGGUGUUAGGUUGGCGAUGAUUAAAGACAAUCAGUGUAGAGGUAGGAGUGUGAACAGGGCACGCUGGCUGUGACCUUUCCCAUCAGGCCGCCCUGCUGCGGAUAGCUGACAGAGACAAAGUGGCAGGACACAAACAUCUGUUUCUGUAUGUAGUCUGAGUAUUUCUAUUAUGUCUGUGGUCUUACAUUGUACCAUGUCCAUUCUUGGUUCUGUGCCUUGUUUGAUUAGUGUGAUUGACUGUGUGUGUAACAGCCUGUCUAUGUUUCUGUGUGGUAGCAGAAAGUGGGCAGAGUAGAAUAAUCUCACCAUAAUAACCCAACAGAUACGACCCCGACCCUCUCUGUUUUUUGUUUUUGUAUUAACUCAUGACAGUUUAGUUGGCUUGACCUGUGCCUAGUUAUGAUUCGGAGGACAGUUUUCUGGAAAAGCAGUGCUUCAGUAUGUGAAAAUAAACUGCAGUGGUUGUGACAUUUCUGUCCGCACGUUACAUGUUAGCCUUUGUAACCUUUAGGAAACAGUUCGACCGGGAACUCUGCUUGUUUCAUGUGUAUUUUAUAUGUUGGGAAUUUUUUCUUAUAGGAGGAGGAGUAUAUUGUGCAAAAUUGAAUCUGUGUUUGAAAAAAAAGUAUACCACAUUGGUGUUCAUAUAGUUCAGAGCAACAGUACCUUUCAGCAUCAUUAGCUGGAACUCUUUGGUGUGGUAUUGUUUAUGUUGAACUGCCAGAUCAUUUUAGUCUUUCAAAAAUGCAUUUUUGACAAACAUAAUUAGCAACGUAUCAUCUGUGCCAUUUGUCUAUGGCACCUUAGAGUCUGUGUUAGAACCAAUAUACCUCAUUGGUGUCCAUAUCGUCUGCCGCAGCAGCAGCGUUAGCAGGAAUAUCUGAGUGGUCUCAAACAAGUCGUCACAUAUCGCCGCUUUGUCAGUGGACCUUCACUUAUACGUAUUACACGCUAGGUAUCAUCCUGCAUCUACUGGUGAUGUUCAGGGACGCCUCAACCAGCGCUGGAUGUAAAACGCUCAUGAUUCCAUUAAGGGAACAAAAACAUGUGGUUAGGUUAAGGCUUGGUUUGGCUUUACAUACAUAAUCAAAGCAAACAACGGGCUCCUGGAUGAAAGUCCAAGGUUUGUUGAACUCAUCCACCGCCCCUCCCACCUGCCCCAUGGGGACUUUCCUGCUCCUUAUAUAACGUCAUCACUGGCAGUGUUUUAAGCUGAUGCCAUCCAGCUGCAUAUCAUACUACUGGGACCAGUGCCGUAGGGUUGCGUUACGAGCUGACGCCACCUGUCCGCAUAUCAUACUGCCUCUACAGGUGCCAUCCGGACAACAGCUGGAAUAUAAUAACACCGCAAGCGGUUACGUCUGGCUGCGUUACAAGUCGUCGCUGCCAUACGGCAUAUCACAAAGCCACGAAAGUAGGGCUGCCACUAACGAUUAUUUUCAUUGUCGACUAAUCUGUCGAUUAUUUCUUCGAUUAGUCGACUAAUCAUUUCAUCGAAAAAUGUGUUAAAAUGUUGAAAAAUGUCGGUCUGUCUCGCCCAAACCCCAAAGUUACAUCAUCUAAUGUCUUGUUUUGUACACACACCAAAGGGUUUUAGUUCACUGUCAUGGGAGAGUGUGUAAAGCUGCCAAUAUCUGAACAUAAAAAGCUGCAGUAAGAGUAUUUUGGGGCACUUUUGUAGUACUUUUCUAUGAAAAAUGACUCAAACUGAUUAGUCGACUACUAAAAUAGUCACCGAUUAUUUUAAUAGUCGAUUAGUCAUCGAUUAGUCGACUAAUCGUGGCAGCCCUACACGAAAGACAGCUUUGGCUGACGCUGAAAUCACUGACAAGGUGGUGGUAUUUGACGACUUCCAAAUAAAAACGGGCUGAGUAUCUGAAAUUAGUGGUGUGGUAAAGUUAUUUAAAAGCUUUUAGCUGAAUAUUUUUAUUCAAAAAUGCAUUUUUGAACAACACUGCAGUGAAUUAUCAUCUCUGACAGUCUAGACCUGAGACUUUGACAUCAAUCAUCUUUAGGUUUCUCUACAUGAAGACUAUCUCGUACAGUCCCCAGUAUUCUCACACAGGCUAGUUUAGCCACAUCCAAACUAACAAACAAGGUAUACUCUGUCAAAAGUUGCUUUUUAUACGUAGUCUGAGUAUCAUGAGCUGCAACAGGUCUAAGCUGUGAACAAAAAAAAAAAAAAAGAAGAAAAAAAAACAUGGUCUCCCAUUUUCCUGUCUAUGUGAGAGCCACAGUCGGUCUAUACGUCCAGGGCAACUUCAUGCAUCAGUCAAGAAAGUGACCGCCCCGAGAUACUGAUCCUGUGUGGGUCUGACAGCGAGCAGAGCUGCAUCCUGAGCAGUGCUUUCAGGCUCGAGUGAUCCAACCCAUCCCAACUCAGUGGGCGAAUCUAAUGGCUCUAGGCAGGAAAUAAGUCUGGGUGCCAAAAAGCAAAUGUAAUUAUUGCCCGGUUGGUAUUCUGGGUGAAAACUCUACUGUUUUCUGUAUUUUUGUAUAAAUGUAAAGAAACAUAUAUGAGAUAUGAAUAAAGUACACGUAUCCAACUGUUA